GCCUGUCCAGAAAGCGCGAUUUGCGCGCGUGUCCACUCGCGCGUUUUGAUUUGUAUUGCGUCCAGAUGCGGCGAAAUCACUCGCGUUUCACGCGCGCAUGUGAUGAGACGGCUUUAGGCCAGUUAUAAACAUGGACUCGGAUAAAGCGGUUCUGUUGUGGCUUGCAUACCGUCGAUGGAGACGUCGUAAACGAAGAGAAAGUCGACGAUUUAACGUGCAUCCCAUUCUACGCGACAGAAUGACGCAUAGUAUGUUUAUAACUUUAUACCCAAAACUCAGAGAAUAUAGUGAAAAGUUUUUCAACUACUUUCGGAUGUCAGUAGCAUCGUUUGAUGAUUUACUAGAAAUUAUCAAAGAAGAUUUGACUCCUUGUCAAAAUUAUGUGGUACGGGAUACUGUUUCUGCAGAAGAAAAACUCGUGAUUACUUUGAGAUAUUUGGCUACAGGAUGUUAUUUUGCGGACCUGCAUUAUGCCUACAGAUUAGGAAAGUCUACAGUUAUCGAAAUAGUACAGAAAACCUGUUACGUCAUAUGGAACAAACUGCAAAAUAUAGUAAUGAGAGAACCAACGAAAGCUGAAUGGGAAGAAAUUUCGAAACAAUUUCAAAAAUACACAAAUUUUCCAAAUUGCAUCGGCGCCAUUGACGGCAAGCAUAUCCGUAUUAUAAAACCUAACGAUUCUGGAUCUCUUUUUUAUAACUAUAAGAGUUAUUUUUCAACUGUUUUGUUGGCCGUAUGCGAUGCAAAUUAUUGUUUUAUUGCAGUGGACAUAGGCGCAUAUGGAAAAAGUAAUGACUCCACAAUUUUUAAAGACUCUAUUUUAUAUAAAAAACUUGUCGAGAAAACUUUAGAUAUCCCAGAUCCAAAGCCAAUAUCGCAAACAGAUACAACCCCCUUACCUCAUGUCAUAGUAGGAGAUGAGGCGUUUAGUCUGUCUGAAAAUAUAAUGCGCCCUUAUUGCGGUAAAUCUCUAACAACCAAAAAAAGAAUUUUCAACUAUCGCUUAUCCAGGGCCCGGCGCUACAUUGAAUGUUGCUUUGGCAUCUUGGUAAAUAAAUGGAGAAUAUUUCAUAGACCGUUGAAUGUGGACAUAAAAUUUGCAGAAAACAUCAUUAAGGCUUGUUGUGUUCUCCAUAACUACGUAAGGUUAAGGGAUGGCUACAGGUAUGAUCACACUCUCUACGAAACAUCUCUGAUUAAUUUGAACACUGAGGCAGUGAGGCCUAAUGCGAGAUCAUUGAAUGUAAGAGAUAGAUUUGCUGAUUAUUUUGCUAACGAAGACAAACUCCCUUGGCAAGAUAAAAUGAUAUAGCUUAUUACUGUAAAAUCUAUGCAAGGAAUAAUAUUAUUUAAUAAAGUAUUAUUUACUUACCUAAAGU
This is a messenger RNA of Maniola jurtina (meadow brown), 1379 nucleotides long. Its product is annotated as protein ALP1-like. NCBI's taxonomy places the organism in Eukaryota, Metazoa, Arthropoda, Insecta, Lepidoptera, Nymphalidae. The transcript is spliced from 2 exons. The record is from RefSeq and is a predicted model, not a curated record. The coding region runs from base 131 to 1312 and encodes 393 amino acids.